CUACGGGCCAUUGGGGAGAGAGCAAGAAUUAUGCCUCGUUCUCUAGCAGGGAUUCUCAUAUGAAGAUGCAUCGAUUCAGGGCUGAGGAAGAGCUGGUGUCUUCCCGCGAUUUAUUGCACUGGCUCAAUAUAAAGUCUCUCCUCUCCGCUUUUUCCCCAGGCUAAUGUCAUGUGUCCUCCGCUGCAGUGUCUAAAUAUGGGCUUCCUCUACUCCAUAUAUGGACAUCUACGUCACGGUGAGAGGGUAUAUAAAGGAGUCGUAAUUCUCUGCGCAUGAAAGAGAGCCCUCAGUGCCCAGAACAUUUAACGUAAGAGCAGGAUAGACAUACGCACACACAUACUGCGCUAUCUCCCUAUCCGAAAGCAUUUGACAGAGAAAGUAGAAGUGAAUUCAAAACAACAACAACAACAACAUUAUCCAAAAGGGCAGCACCCUAGUUGGAUUCAACCAGUGAAAAAACCCAACAUAUAUUAAUGAUUAUUAUUAUCAUCUGAUUUAGGGAAUGAGUAAAAGGGACACAUCUGAUCUGAACAAUAUUUUCUGACCGAAAAUUUUUUAAAAGUGGAUUUUAUUCGUCUUGGACAAAAGGAAGAAAAAUAGAAAAAGACUUUUGAAGAACCAGAAGAGUGAAAGAAACAGAAGAGAAGAAAGAUAUCCUCAUCCUCAGCAGCAGUAGCAGUCUGACCCUGCUCUCUGAGGUGGAUUGGUGAUUCCACUCUGCCCAGCCUCGCUGCACUCAUUUUCAGCCUCCAGCACAGCCUCAGGCCCCUACAGGUCCACUUCUCUGGAGGAUGGCUGCAGCCAAGACAGAGAUGCUCCUUCCAGCCCUGCAGAUUUCAGACCCCCUCAGCUUCCCCCACUCUCCCAUGGAUAACUACCCCAAGCUGGAGGAGAUGAUGAUGCUGAGCUCCGCUGGGACCCCCUUCCUCUCUGCAUCUGCGCCCGAGGGAGCAGGCUUCGGAUCGGGGGAGCAAGGAGAGCAAUAUGACCACCUUGCUGGAGAUACGUUACCUGAUAUCUCCAUGAACUGUGAGAAGUCGAUGGGCGAGCAGAGCUACUCUACCCAGCGGCUGCCUCCCAUCUCCUACACUGGCCGCUUCACCCUGGAGCCAGCCACCAACUGCAGCAACAGCCUGUGGGCUGAGCCCCUGUUCAGCCUGGUCAGCGGGCUGGUGGGGAUCAACACCCCUUCCACCUCUGCCCCGCCCUCCUCCGUCUCUCAGACUGGCACCUCUUCCUCGUCCCCUUCCUCUAUCUCCUCAGUCACCAAUUCCUCUCAGAGCUGCAGUCUGAGCUGCUCUGUCCACCACAGUGAGAAUAUCCCCAUCUACUCAGCUGCUCCUACGUACUCCAGCACCAGCUCUGACAUCUUCUCUGACCAGGGCCAGGGCUUCCCUCUCCCCGCGGGGGGGUCGCUCCAGUACCCCCCGCCAACCUACUCCAAUGGCAAGACGUGUGGCUCCAGCUUUCCUGUGCCCAUGAUCCCUGACUACCUAUUCCCCCAGCAGCAGGGGGAGAUAAGCCUGCUACAGGAUCAGAAGCCCUUCCAGAAUGGGUCUGGCCAGCCCUCCCUCACUCCCCUGUCCACCAUCAAAGCCUUUGCCACCCAGACGGGCUCCCAGGACUUGAAAAGUGUCUACCAGUCCCAGCUGAUCAAGCCGAGCCGCAUGCGCAAGUACCCCAACCGUCCCAGCAAGACACCGCCCCACGAGAGGCCUUAUGCCUGCCCUGUGGAAACGUGCGACCGCCGUUUCUCCCGCUCCGAUGAGCUGACGCGCCACAUCCGCAUCCACACGGGCCAGAAGCCCUUCCAGUGCCGGAUCUGCAUGCGCAACUUCAGCCGCAGCGACCACCUGACCACGCACAUUCGCACGCACACUGGCGAGAAGCCCUUCCCCUGCGAGAUCUGUGGGCGCAAGUUUGCCCGCAGCGAUGAGAGGAAGAGGCACACCAAGAUCCACCUGAGGCAAAAGGACAAGAAGGCGGAGAAGGGCGGGGUGGCCGGGGUGGUGGCAGAGGCACCAGUAUCAGCCCCCCCCCCAGUCUCCUCUUACCCCUCUCCAGUCACAUCCUGCUACUCCUCUCCGGUCCACACCUCGUACCCCUCUCCCUCAAUCGCCACCUCGUACCCCUCUCCCUCCAUCGCCACCACCUACCCCUCUGUCUCCAUGUCCAUGUCCAGUACUUUUCAGUCCUCCAUGGUCUCCUCCUUCCCCUCCUCCGUAGCCUCCAUCUACUCCUCUCCGGUCCCCACCCCGCUAUCAGACAUGCAUUCCACACUCUCCCCAAGGACAAUCGAGAUCUGCUAAGCAAGAGAAAAUAUACUUUUUAUUCUUUCCUCCUCCUCCCCACCACACAGUACGGUCUCUUUGAGGGGAGAAAUCAGCAUCAAAAGACAUAUUCCCCUUCUGAAAAGACUUCUCUGCCUGCUCCCUCUGCAAGCUCUGUUCAGUGCUCAAUCCUCAGAUUCACCCGAAGAAGAGAUUAAAACACAGGUCAAGGAACGGGCAAAGACAAUAUAGAACAGGAGAAAGGAGUUUCUCCUCUCAGUUGGUAAAGCAAAUGCAGGGCUUAAAACAAGGCAUAUGAGACUUUCUCGAGCCAUAGUUGAAACAGGUAAAGACCGGUUGGUCGUUCUUAUGAGUGAAAACAUAGAGACAGACAGACAAACUGAACAUCCAGUCGAGCUGUAACUAAGGCACUAAGAGACAGACAGACGGACAGAACAUCCAGCCGAGCUGUAACUAAGGCACUAAGAGACAGACAGACGGACAGAACAUCCAGUCGAGCUGUAACUAAGGCACUAAGAGACAGACAGACGGACAGAACAUCCAGUCGAGCUGUAACUAAGGCACUAAGAGAAAGACAGACGGACAGAACAUCCAGUCGAGCUGUAACUAAGGCACUAAGAGACAGACAGACGGACAGAACAUCCAGUCGAGCUGUAACUAAGGCACUAAGAGACAGACAGACGGACAGAACAUCCAGUCGAGCUGUAACUAAGGCACUAAGAGACAGACAGACGGACAGAACAUCCAGUCGAGCUGUAACUAAGGCACUAAGAGACAGACAGACGGACAGAACAUCCAGUCGAGCUGUAACUAAGGCACUAAGAGACAGACAGACGGACAGAACAUCCAGUCGAGCUGUAACUAAGGCACUAAGAGACAGACAGACGGACAGAACAUCCAGUCGAGCUGUAACUAAGGCACUAAGAGACAGACAGACGGACAGAACAUCCAGUCGAGCUGUAACUAAGGCACUAAGAGACAGACAGACGGACAGAACAUCCAGUCGAGCUGUAACUAAGG
This is a messenger RNA of Oncorhynchus keta (chum salmon), 3311 nucleotides long. Its product is annotated as early growth response protein 1-like. The record is from RefSeq and is a predicted model, not a curated record. The transcript has 2 exons. NCBI's taxonomy places the organism in Eukaryota, Metazoa, Chordata, Actinopteri, Salmoniformes, Salmonidae. Gene Ontology annotation, biological process: regulation of transcription by RNA polymerase II. Bases 792 to 2309 code for a protein of 505 amino acids. Gene Ontology annotation, molecular function: RNA polymerase II cis-regulatory region sequence-specific DNA binding; DNA-binding transcription factor activity, RNA polymerase II-specific.